AGACAAUUUCCGUCUGCUAUCGACCCCGGCGUCAUGCGUUCCCCUUCGCUUUUAGCCCGCAACACCCAGCUCUCCUUAUCCCCCCCCCACAGACGCGUCCCUUUCUUUCUCUGAACCACAAUGUCCCACUCAAGGAGGACGUCGUUCUCUAUCGUCAAGACUGAUUCUUCACCAACUCUCUCGCCCAUUAUUGGAGUGGAGUCCGAGGACUGGAUAUCUGCCUGGAAACACGUAUACGCAAGAGACUUAAUCGACUCCCGAAUCGUUGCUGUAGAUGCCGAGACCAGUGUGGAAGACGCUUGUGACACUUUGUUAACGGAAGACAUAUAUUGUCUCGCCGUAAGGACCCCUUCAACGAGUCCAUCAAACUCUCCAUAUAUGGGUCUAUUCGACUAUUCAGACGUUAACGCAUUCUUAACGCUGGCUGCAACAAGACACACUAUAUCUCCAGAGGAAUUGCGAGCAAACCCUCGCGUCGACCAAAUCGUUGCAGCAGCCAAGGCAGGACAGGUAGCCGUCCAGCUCGUCAGCAACUUAUCCGAGAAGAAUUUCUUAGAAACUUUGCCUUAUAACGCCGAUCUUAUCGCACUACUCGGUGUAUUUUCUCGUGGUACUCACAGGGUACUAAUCCAGUGCCCUGCACCUUCUGCAGGCUAUCUCGGAACAGUCUCUGAUCGCCGUCUGCUCUCCUGGUUUUCCGCCUACGCCAAUCAAACCCCUUCCUUCCAGAGAUACUUAUCCAAUCCUCUCUCUUCCUUGUCCUUACCAUCCUUAAAUAUGUAUGCUUCUGUGGUUGCCACGAUAUCCACUGCCUAUCUGCUCGAUGCUAUGAAACUCAUGAGCGAGCAGGGUGUAAGUAGCGUUGCUGUCAUUGACGAGGGGUUAGGGACGCUCUUGAGUGCUGUCAGCGUGACAGAUAUAGGAAAGAUCGUCGUACCCUCUCAGAGCAAUCACAUACUCUCAACGCCACUGCAUCAGUUUAUAACCCAAAUAAAGGAGCCAGAUGGAUCGAUGGACGGUGUAGACAAAUAUCCAGUAUAUAUGGUGAUGCCUUCCAGCACACUCUCGUAUACAACCCAGAAGCUCCUCGCUACAAAUGCCCAUCGGCUUUUUAUUACAAAUGACCGUCCUCCUUCGCCAUCAUCGGUAUCAGGGAGCUCAGGUAGCCCUUGUGGUAUAGUUUCUAUCGUUGACGUCCUAUCCCUUUUUGCUCGCAUAGCUAAUGUCCCAGACGUUGACCCAACACAUCGCCAGCGCAGACGUGCAUCUUCCUCGUCAUCUCAUUCCUCUCUAUCUGCACACGACCUAGCCAGGUCGAGAUCAAGUAGCCGUACCAGCCUGCGACUGAGUGCAAGCCCGAGGAUCAAGCCAACCGGUAUUCCAGGAGAUAGUCAUCGAAACUCUAUUUCGAGUUUAGAUUCGUUCCAGUGGGCAGAGAGGGUUCCAAAGCGGGAGUAGAGUUUAUCCUCGAGUUGAUAUUCUUUGUGGUUUCUGCUAACCCCAAACGUACUGUACAAUUAUUGCAUGGACUGUUGUAGUUAUAGUUUGCCUCGGAUUCUGUAGGGUGAAAUACAUGGCACGGUUGAUGACAUCUUCA
Molecule: messenger RNA, 1597 nt
Organism: Serpula lacrymans var. lacrymans S7.9
Lineage: Eukaryota; Fungi; Basidiomycota; Agaricomycetes; Boletales; Serpulaceae
Exons: 11
Coding region: 121-1458 (445 amino acids)
Molecular function (GO): protein serine/threonine phosphatase inhibitor activity
Source: RefSeq, a predicted model, not a curated record